Phycodurus eques (leafy seadragon) is the source of this 1550-nucleotide messenger RNA. Its product is annotated as programmed cell death protein 10-like. Lineage: Eukaryota; Metazoa; Chordata; Actinopteri; Syngnathiformes; Syngnathidae. Gene Ontology annotation, biological process: positive regulation of MAP kinase activity; regulation of Golgi organization. Gene Ontology annotation, cellular component: FAR/SIP/STRIPAK complex; Golgi apparatus. Bases 361 to 987 code for a protein of 208 amino acids. The record is from RefSeq and is a predicted model, not a curated record. The transcript is spliced from 8 exons. Gene Ontology annotation, molecular function: protein kinase binding.
UAACACAUAGCACCCUACAAAUAGGUGUUUUUGUGCUGCUGUGACUGCGCGAUGACCACUCGUAUGCGGCAGUGUUGCUUCCGCCUUUAGCCGCUGUAUGGGAUUUGCAGUCCUAUUGACGGUGAAAUACCUUUGUGCAGUAUUGAAGAGACAGACCAGGAGAACUACAACUAAAUAGCACUUUUGACAAGCGCGGUCAAUCGCCUAUACAUUGCCCGCCCAAGAUCUACAGAUUUGCGAAGCAACGAACUUCCCGUAUAAGACGCAGAAGUCGGCAAGGAGUCUGUGGGAGGGAUUGAACGCAAGGAACCUGGCAUUGGUGGGCAAGCACGUACCCGAAGGCCCAUUGAUCAGUCAACGAUGACCAUGGAGCACUUCAGGAAACAAGCCAGCGCCACUUCUGUCAUGGCUCUGUACACUGUGAUGUACCCAGUCUUUGACCAGUUGGAGAAAGUUAACCUGUCAGCAGCACAGACAAUGCGUGCAGCCUUUAUAAAGGCAGAGGAGGAGAACCCUGGCUUGACUGAGGAAUUGGUGCUUAGACUACUUGAAAAAAAGGACCUGAAAAUUAAUUAUAAUGAGUGUCUACUUCGCAUGGCUGCAGCCGAUGUGAAAGAGUUCCGAAUUGAGAGGCAAGAACCAGGGUUCCAGGAGCUGAAUGAGAGGGCGCAUGCUCUGAAACACAUCCUCAGUACCAUACCUGAUGAGAUCAAUGACAGAGUGGCUUUCCUACAGACCAUCAAAGACAUUGCCAGUGCCAUAAAAGAGUUGCUCGACAUUGUUAAUACAAUCUUCAGGAGGUACCAGUAUCAAAACAGACAGGCACUGGAACAGCAGAAGAAAGACUUUGUGAAAUACUCCAAGAGUUUCAGCGACGCUCUCAAAACCUUCUUCAAAGAUGGAAAAGUGCUCAAUGUGUUUGUCAGCGCCAACCGGCUCACGCACCAAACCAACAUGAUACUGGACGCCUUCAAGACGGCGACAUAGACGUCUGCGAUGGAGCGGCCACAACAUAGUGGAGGAUUGGCAGGGGAUCAGGUAGUUUGAAGCAAAGCAGGUUGAUGACAUGAUUUUUAGCUAACUGUUUUAUUGUUGUUGUAUUUCAUGGCUUAGCAUUUUUACCUCCUGCGAGCUUGAUAAAACAUCUCUUUUCAUGGGAUUCUAGUAAAGAACAGUGCAAAAAAGUGAUAGGCAAUUGAGUGCUUGCCAACGAAGCCAAGUACAUUUCCCUCACACCUAUGUAAGAAAGUGCUGGACACUGCUUGGCCUUGUAUUUCAUCUAUAAUUCAUAGCGCCGUGGUAACUGCCUUUGACCACAAAAACAUUUCCGAUUAAUUUCGGACACUGUGCUCCUCUCUGAGAUGAUAAAUGAAUUGUCUACUUCCUGACAGAUUGUUAUUUGUGACCCACUUGUAUAAAUCUUUAUUUCAUUUUAUUGUUUCAUUCACUGUCUUAUUGUAAUCAUGCUCUCAAUACUCUGUGAUUUAAUCUCCCUCAAAAGCACUUUGGUCAAAUUAUUUUGUUCAGUAAAUAAACUGACUUGACCUUGA